This is a messenger RNA of Oncorhynchus masou masou (cherry salmon), 3578 nucleotides long. Its product is annotated as zinc finger protein 181-like. The record is from RefSeq and is a predicted model, not a curated record. Gene Ontology annotation, biological process: regulation of transcription by RNA polymerase II. The transcript is spliced from 5 exons. Lineage: Eukaryota; Metazoa; Chordata; Actinopteri; Salmoniformes; Salmonidae. Gene Ontology annotation, molecular function: RNA polymerase II cis-regulatory region sequence-specific DNA binding; DNA-binding transcription factor activity, RNA polymerase II-specific. The coding region runs from base 1023 to 3029 and encodes 668 amino acids.
CAUACACACACACACACACACACACGUCUUAAAAGUAAAAUAGUUGAAAUGUAAGUAGCCUUGUCCAAACCACAACGGCCCAUAGAGUAACAGAUAUCUUCCUCUGGGAAAUAAAUACAUUUGACAGAGAUUCUCUCCUCAAAGAAAAAGAUUUACAAGUUCCCGCGUAUUUGCAGUAUUAUCACCUCGAUGUCACAGACCUGUGCGAGCUUUUGUGCCAAACACAUUACAUUGUUACAGGUGUCAAGCUUAUGGCAUGUGGCAGCAGUGUGUAGGAGGGAGGUUCCAAGGUGUGAGAAGUGUACAGAAGGGCAUGAGACAAAGGAAUAUGUAGCAUUGGGGAAAGUAGUGCCCCACCAAUUUGUAAGUCGCUCUGGAUAAGAGCGUCUGCCAAAUGACUUAAAUGUAAAUGUAAAUGCAAAUGUGUUAAUUGCAGGGGUGCCCAUGGGGCUGGGCAUCAGAAAUGAUCAGCGCGAGAGAAGCAGGUUGAGGUUUCCAGGGUUAGAGUAGUGCAGCAAUAGUUGUAUGCUGAGGCAGUGAAGGAAGUUGAGGAAAAUGGAUCAAGGGGGAGAGAUCCUGAGAAAAGGGGUGUGAGUUGUAGAUAUGUACCAGUACAAGUGAUAUAUCUUUCAGUAGGAUUGGAUUUUUAGAAUUUAUAGCAAUGGUUAUCAACUGUUACUGCAGGGAUGGAAUGUAAGUUGCAGAAAAUGGAGGUUCGGUGGCAGCUGCAGAGAAGUAUAUGGGUGUGUGAGACUUGACAUCAGGAGAGUUACAGGGUGUGUUAAGUGUCCCAUCCUUUCAGGUUGUUUGCCCAAGGUAGGACUAGAUACAUUUAAAUAGUGGAGUAGGGUGGUGUUAUUUAUUUUUUGUGAGUGUUGUGUUCGAUGGUUGGGUAUUUGUUUAUUUUGUUCAAACAAAGUAUAAGGGAGUUGUACUCCAGUCUAGUAGGUGGCGGUAAUGCAAUAUUUAUUGGAUGCCAACCGCGGUUAAACCUCAUCGAAGAAGAAGAGAGACCCUGAGAGAUGACUGCUCUGAGAGAUGACGUCGCAGCUGGACCCUAUUGGAAUCUCGAGCCAGGGCUCAGAACCUGGGUGACGUCACACAAACCUGAGCCAGGGAGAUUAAAGAUGUCGGAGAAGGUGCAGAACACCUUCAGGUUGCAGCUGUCCUCCAUCAUGGACUCCCUGCUCACUGCAGCCGUGUGUGAGAUCUCCAAGAUCUUUGAGGGCAGUCUGAGUGAGCAGCAGGCAGAGCUCACGCAGAGUGUAGAGGAGAUCUCAGCAUUGAAGGGGAAGCUGAGGCUGGCAGAGAUGAGGUUGAAGGAGGGUGGAAAAAUAAAGGUGUUGGAUGGUACGGCUGCCAACACCUCUGGGCAAACAGUCACUGACGUGACAACAAUUGCUGAGGUAGAAGAAGAAGUACCCGAUUGGUGCGAGCCUCUUCAGUCAGAAGAUUCUUUAAUUCCACCCUCGAAGAUCAAAAAGGAAAAUGAGUGGCCAUGGGUGGAUCUGCGACCACUGACUGUGUCUUUAUGGCGCAUCCCUAACAUCAAACAAGAGCAGGCUGAAGAUUUUGAUAACCACUUGCUGACAGCCCUAGCCAGGAGUCCUCCACGAAAAGGGUCUGCUGCGGAGCGGUUGUUAAACAGACGGUUAAAAGACAUACCUGAACUGAGCGCGGCCUGGUCAGGAUAUGGUUGUGGCUCAGUAGGGCGGGGGCGGGGGCUGAGGAAUACCCAUGGUAGUCUGUUGUGCACAUUCAAACAAGAAAAUCCGGAACCCCAGAGCAGCGUCUUAUUAGAUAAGAAUGUCUUGAGGCACAGCACAAGACAUGGAAAAGAUUGUGACUUACAAAGCAAACACAGAGAGGGGACACAUGGGAAAACGAGUGACAUAGUGAAAAAGAAGUUAGGAAGGAGAAGAAAGCAUUUAAAAAUGGAACCUAGUGCAGAGGAAGAAGCAACAACCAGUGGAACUGACAAGAGUUUCUGCUGCAAAUACUGUGGGAAGGGCUUUCACAGAGAGUUUGGUCUUUCUGUGCACAUGAGGUCUCAUAACAAGGGGACAUACAAAUGUCCUAAGUGUCCCAAAAAGUUUCCGUAUCCAAGUGCACUCCGGGUGCACACAUUGAACAGCCACGGCAAAACAGAAAAGAACAAACCUUGCUCUAACGUCAAAGAAAAGUUGAACUCUAUCAACCACAAAGUAAAAUCCCUCUCCCCCAGCAGAACAAAGCCUACUUCCCCCAACAACAAACCUCUCUCUUCCAGCAAGGCCAAACCUCUACCCCCCAAAGACAAACCAACCUCCCCCAACAACAAAGCUGGCUCCCCUAAAGGCAGCAUACAUCCACAACUUUAUUCUUGUCACGUUUGCCAUAAGGAGUACACUUCUGCAAAAUCCCUGCAGGACCACGAACACAUUCACACAGGUGAGAGACCGUACCCUUGUAACCAGUGUGGGCAGAGGUUCCGUGUAAAGCAGUUCCUGAUAUUACAUUUGCGUAAAGCCCAUGCGGAUGUGUACGGGGGUGAGGAGAGCAGCAGAUACCUCUCCUGGACUGCACCAGUGGAGGAUCCCAUUGCUAACGGUGCUGAGCAGCAACAUGCCAUUAAGUCAAAGAGGAAAGACGAUCGACGUGCAAAGGAAAACAGCAAACGGAAGCAAAUGACAGAAACAGACGGCCUGUUUCAAUGCACAGUGUGUAAAAAGCUGCUAAGUUCACAGAUGAGCCUCGUUCAACACUUCCGAAUCCACACAGGUGAGAAACCGCUCAGCUGCGAAGAGUGCGGCAAGAAAUUCCGCUGUCACCCCAUCUUGAUCAGCCACAGGAAGUCCGCCCACCCGGGGAAGAAGUACCAAUGCCUCAGGUGUGUUCAGCAAUUUGAGACCAUGGCUGAACGUAAGAGACAUCUACUACAAGUCCACCAAUUCAAGAAACCCAACCCGCGGUCCCGCUGUCCUCGCUGUAACAGGACUUUCCACAACAGUAACUCCCUGAGGAUCCACUAUGAAACUGUCCAUGCCUGAGUCUGUCCACACAUGGCUCGGCCUAGUCAAGUUGGAGUGUUCAGCAGGACCAGGAUCAAUUACAUUCAGAAAGUCAGAUUGUUACGUCCAUUUGAAGUUACAUUUGUGAUUUUAAAAGUGCUGUUUAUUUUCAAUUAGUCUUUUUUUGUCUGGCUGAGUGAAAAGCGAAUUGACCCCAACCCUGGUGGCCAAUGAAUUAACAUGAUGCUGAGAGAGGAUUCUAAAAGAGCAAAAACAUGUGAUUUGGUGGUCAAUGUUUGUGAUAUGGUGAUCAAUAUGGGUAUCACUGAUCAAACUGUGAUAUGUGGUUGCAGGAUCACAUUUUUUUAAAGUCAGUGCCGGACCAGUUUAUGGCAUUUUUUAUUUCAACGUCUUGGAGCCAUGUUUUAUGUUUUUAGUUUCUUGUAAACACGUCUCUAUCAUUUCUAUGUUAUUAUGACAUGUAACAUGUUAUUUGUACUGUACAUUCUCUAUGUUGUCAAGAAUAGCACAGGGAAUAUACUUUUGCUCCAUCAGUUUUUUUUACAUGAAUAAAAUGUAUUUACUGGA